AUGUGCCAGAAGCUCUGGUUCCUCGGAGGCAGCAAAAUGCCCUCCAUGUGGCAUAAAAUAGGUCUGACUGGAGCUGUGAGAGAAGUCUCUCACUCAGCAAAACCCAUACAACCCUUCAGGAUCUUCAGGGUUCAAAACCACCACGAGACAGUGGCAGUUAGAAACGGUCCUUCUCGUGCCGUCUCCACUCAGCAGUGCCAGUGCUCCGCUGUCAGCUUUAGGCACCCGGUUCGGGACGUGGCGUACCCCGCUGGGAGUGCGGGCUGCAGCCUGGGAGUCGCUGAAGGUACUCCAAGCAGUGUGAAAAAGAGUGUAGUGUCAGGAAUGGCUUUUGGAACUUUCCCUAGCUUAGCCCCGUUAGACAGGGAGCGUAUCUGUGGAGGGAAAGGGCAGUUGUGUGAGAGAAGAACUGUUGGAGGUGGCUGGGAAGAAAUAGAGCAGUGCUGGAGGAGCAAGAGCAGAACUCUUGAGGAAGUCGAGGAGGAGCAGUUAGAGGCAAUAUUGUCUGCGGCUGUCCAGACAGGAUCUUUACAACUCCUGACUGGAUGCAUUAAACAUUGGACAUCUGAAAAGCAGCCGAAUUCUGCAGCAAAUUUACAGUUUAUCCGUGACUGUGCUUGGAAGAAAGUGGUCUACACCAAAGAUGAAUUUGACCACAUAUGUGUUCCACUGUUCGAUGGCUCAUGCCGCUUCCUUGAUCCACAAAAGCUACAGUCUCUUCAGCACUGCCAGUAUCUCUUGAACAACCUUAGCAGAGUCUUAAGCUGUUUUCAAAGAGAACCACAAGAACUUACUGAUAAAGACGUGAGAAAUCAACAGGUGCUGGCUAACAACUUUUCUAUGUAUGCGCAAAUGGUCCUCUGGUUCUGUCAAUCUGGUCUCCUUCCAGAGGGUUCAGACGGGACGAUGCAUUUGUCUACCCCUUCCUACCAGUAUCCUCUGCUCCAGACCCACUAUACCGGUGAGCGACAGCGACUGCAGCAUUUGUCAAGAGGAAAAUGCAAUUCUGACUGCCUCAUGAUCGAUGGCAUAGUUUCCUACGUAGGAGACCAACUUGAGAAAUUGUGGAAGAAAGAGAAAGGAGGGACUGGGAAAUAUCCCCCUUCCAGUUUACAUGCACUGCUGGAUCUUUAUUUAUUGGAAAGCAUAGAAGAACCCUACAAACAUGCGAUUGUAUCCUUUCUGGUUAUUUUAAAUGCACCUCCAGUAUAUGCACACAAAUGUUCUUAA
Cuculus canorus (common cuckoo) is the source of this 1230-nucleotide messenger RNA. RefSeq names its product protein ELYS-like. Lineage: Eukaryota; Metazoa; Chordata; Aves; Cuculiformes; Cuculidae. The record is from RefSeq and is a predicted model, not a curated record. The transcript has 11 exons. The coding region runs from base 1 to 1230 and encodes 409 amino acids.